Phodopus roborovskii (desert hamster) is the source of this 1076-nucleotide messenger RNA. RefSeq names its product RPA interacting protein (gene Rpain). The coding region runs from base 304 to 963 and encodes 219 amino acids. Gene Ontology annotation, cellular component: nucleus; PML body. The transcript has 7 exons. Gene Ontology annotation, biological process: protein import into nucleus. The record is from RefSeq and is a predicted model, not a curated record. Lineage: Eukaryota; Metazoa; Chordata; Mammalia; Rodentia; Cricetidae.
UCCGUAGGGUUAAGAAUGAGACCUGUGCAUCUAGUUGUCUACUGACGCCUCCCUCUGGGUAAAACCAGAACUUUCUCUCAAGACUCACCUCCCUCAGCCCAGGUGGCAUUUACUUCUCAACUGUCACAACUUCAUCCAUCCUUGGAUUCCCCUAAACUUGUCUCUGUGAGGGGACAGCAACUAGAGACAGUUCCAAGAAAGCCUGACGACCUAAAGGGCAAUCAGCCCCCUGGAACUAGAACUUCCAGAAUCCUUCGCGCGCGGCUAAGGGGCGGGGAUUCGGAAGCCAUCUCCGGCUAAGAGAUGGCAGAGUCCUCUGGAUCUCCGCACCGCCUGUUGUAUAAACAGGUGGGCUCGCCGCCCUGGAAAGAAGUUUUCAGGCAGGGAUGUCUGGAGAGAAUGAGAAGCAGCCGGCACAGGCUCCUGAACAAGUACCGCCAGGCUGGAGGUGGCACACCAGGGAAAGCCUCAGAUAGAUUUCUUGUGCAAGAAGUGAUGGAGGAAGAGUGGAACUCUUUGCAGUCCGUAGAGAAUUAUCCAGAGGCCUUGGCUCAGUUGGGACUGCCGGAGGACCUAGCUGUGCUGCAGGACAUUGAACAGGAGCUGUGUGAUGAAGAAAAGUCCAUCAUAAGCGAGUAUGAGAAGAGCUUACAGUUUGAUGAAAAUUGUCUCAAUAGCAUGUUGGCUGAGUGGGAAGCAAACCACCUCAUCUGUCCUGUGUGUAUAAAGUACAACCUGAGAAUAAUGAACAGUGUGGUCAUGUGUCCAUGUGGCCUGCACAUCCCAUUUCACUCUCCAGAGUUGACAGAGCAGAAGCUUCGUGCCUGUUUGGAGGAUAAUGUAAAUGAGCACAGUGUACACUGUCCCCACACACCCAUAUUUUCGGUCACCGGUGGAACAGAAGAAAAGCCCAGUCUUCUAAUGAGCUGCUUGGCUUGUGACACUUGGGCUGUGAUCCUCUAGUCAUCCUGACCUCACACUUCACUGCUGGGCUAUGGACAACUCAUUCCGAGAGGGCCCCUGUAUGAACAAGUCUUUUGUAUAACUAUAUUUUAUAUUAAAACUUUUCAAACAUC